Messenger RNA from Colletotrichum paranaense, 294 nucleotides. RefSeq lists its product as uncharacterized. The transcript has a single exon. The record is from RefSeq and is a predicted model, not a curated record. The coding region runs from base 1 to 294 and encodes 97 amino acids. NCBI's taxonomy places the organism in Eukaryota, Fungi, Ascomycota, Sordariomycetes, Glomerellales, Glomerellaceae.
AUGGUCCAAUGCCACUGCAAUGCAUUAAAGAAAAAGGGACUCCACAAACUAAUUUUGUCCUCUCUGCGCCCAUUCGCCCACCUUCAGAUGGCGCCUCUGAUCCCUCUCUCUCUCAAGCUUGCUGCAAUGCGCCCUGCUUCUUCUUUUCCUGCGACAUCGCUGUGCCGAUCAGCGCCCCUCCCCUCAAAGCUUAACUCUGACGGGCACCAUUGUAAUUUUAAUCACCACCAAGCUUGGCUUGGGGCCGAGACUUUUAAUUCCAGACUUUGUUCGACUCGUCCAAUGUCUCCGUAG